This is a messenger RNA of Eruca vesicaria subsp. sativa (arugula), 404 nucleotides long. NCBI's taxonomy places the organism in Eukaryota, Viridiplantae, Streptophyta, Magnoliopsida, Brassicales, Brassicaceae. The record is from the annotation of a GenBank genome assembly.
CGGCAAUGGGGAGCUUAAGGUUGAGCACAGUUAUUGUCGCUGCUGUUGUCAUUUGUUUCUCCAUCCUCCUCCUAUCUCCUACCGGAGUGGAGGGAAGCUGUGACUUCCCAUUCGGUGCGUGUACCCCUUUCCGUGAUUGCAAGGAGAGCUGCAUCAAAUUCAGAAAUGGGAAGUUUUUUGAUGGCAAGUGCCGUCCGAGGGAUAAACCAAGUAUGUGGGCGGCUUGUUUCUGCUGCUAUUAUGAUGAUAUGAAUGCUGGAAAGCAGAGCAUGUGAUUGUAAACGACAUCACUUUAGUGUGUGUGUUUUGCAUGCUUAUGAUAUCAUCCCCACAUUUGUUGUAUUCUGCUUUGUUUCUGUUGUAUUUUGAAUCUCUUGUAUUUUAAAUAAUGAAGGUUAUUUCCC